Molecule: messenger RNA, 10964 nt
Organism: Rhineura floridana
Lineage: Eukaryota; Metazoa; Chordata; Lepidosauria; Squamata; Rhineuridae
Gene: PPP6R2
Product: protein phosphatase 6 regulatory subunit 2
Exons: 26
Coding region: 539-3385 (948 amino acids)
Cellular component (GO): nucleus; cytosol
Molecular function (GO): protein phosphatase binding; protein phosphatase regulator activity
Source: RefSeq, a predicted model, not a curated record
CCCCCACCUCUCGCUCUUUCGGCGCCGCCAUUUUGGAGCUCGAGCGGCCGCAGCAGGAGCGGCGCCGAGCAGCCAGUCCCGCCUCGGCGGCGAGGAGGAGACCCCAGCCGCCCGCCCCGGAAACCCCUCGCCGCAGAAAAAACAGCAACUAAAGCUAAACUGAUAUAAAUGGAAGCUGUUCUCAAAGCGGAGUGCUCUGCCUAUCCGGGACGCCAAAUGCCCCUCUGCCUGUGGCAAAGGUCUCAUUCUUGAAACAAGAUUUGCACAAGAGCUAAACCCUCCAAGGAAAAACUCCCAGGAGGGGGAACAAGGAUCCUCAGAUGUCUUCCCCAGAUCGGGGGAUCGGAAGGUGAUCAUUCCUUUUCCAAAGUUCUUCAAGAACAUUUUUAAGAAGCAAUGGAAUCAUCCAGCCAAUCCAAAAUUCUUCAUGCUUUGUCAAAAAAGCUCUGUGGCCUUCCCGCCACAACCAUGGCAAUCUUCCAAGUCCUGGCCAUUGACAAGCCUCUGUCUGCUCUUGAGGUAGGUGUGCAUCCUCACCAUGUUUUGGAAAUUUGAUCUGAAUACAACGUCGCAUGUUGACAAGCUGCUGGACAAGGAGGACGUGACUCUGUCCGAGUUGAUGGAUGAAGAUGAUAUCCUCCAGGAGUGCAAAGCGCAGAACCGCAAGCUGGUGGAUUUCCUGUGUCAGCAGCACUGUAUGGAGGAGCUGGUCAGCCUCAUCACUCAUGAGCCCCCACUGGACAUGGACGAGAAGGUUCGCUUCAAGUAUCCCAAUACGGCCUGUGAACUGCUAACCUCUGAUGUGCCACAGAUCAAUGACAAGCUCGGAGGGGAUGAAGCCUUGUUGAACAUCCUCUAUGAUUUUCUGGAUCAUGAGCCUCCCUUGAAUCCUUUGCUUGCCAGUUUCUUCAGCAAGACCAUCGGCAAUCUCAUAGCGAGGAAGACGGAGCAGGUGAUCUUAUUUUUGAGGAAGAAAGCCCAAUUUCUCGACUUGGUGCUGAAGCAUAUUGAUACAUCUGCCAUGAUGGAUCUUCUCCUGCGACUCAUAAGCUGUGUGGAGCCAGCUCAGCUGAGGCAGGAAGUGCUAAAUUGGCUGAAUGAAGCAAAGAUCGUUCAGAGGCUUGUGGAGCUGAUCCAUCCCAAUCAGGAUGAGGAUAGGCAGUCCAAUGCUUCCCAAACCUUGUGUGAUAUCAUAAGGCUCAGCAGAGACCAGAGCAGCCAGCUUCAGGAGGUGGCUGAGCCUGACCCACUCCUUGCAGCACUGGAGUCGCAGGAAUGUGUAGAGCAACUUCUGAAGAACAUGUUCGAUGGACAGCAGACGGAGAGCUGCAUUGUGAAUGGGACUCAGGCGCUGCUGACGCUACUUGAGCCGAGACGUGCUGGUGUGGAGGGGCUGGUUGACUCUUUCUCUCAGGGAUUUGAAAGGUCUUGCACUGUCAAUAGCAGCAUCUUGUGUGGUAUCGAGCCACGGCUGAAGGACUUCCACCAACUUCUUCUUCACCCCCCCAAGGUAGCAUCCAUUUUGACUACCAUUGGUGUCUUGGAAGAGCCGCUGGGGAAUGCCCGUCUUCAUGGAGCCCGCCUGAUAGCUGCCCUUCUCCACAGCAACACACCCAGUAUUAACCAGGAGCUGUGUCGACUUAACACAGUGGACUUGCUGCUGGAUUUGUUUUUUAAAUACACUUGGAAUAACUUUUUACAUUUCCAAGUGGAAUUGUGUAUAGCUGUUAUACUGGCACAUUCUGUGAAUGAAAGCAAAUUGGCCAUGAGCAAGAUGGAGAAUACAGAGGGGACAGACGGGAACGAAGCCUUGGAAAACUCAGAAGCACCAGAGAACAGCAGCCCCAAGAACAUCAUGGUGACUCACCUGUUCCAAAAGUGCUUCCUUGUGCAAAGGAUACUGGAUGCCUGGGAGACCAACGACAAAAUACAGGCAGAAGGUGGAAUGAGGCGAGGCUACAUGGGCCAUCUGACUCGGAUUGCCAAUGCUGUUGUGCAAAAUGUGGAGAAGGCCCCUGGGCAGACCCAGAUCAGCGACUUCAUGAAAGGGCUACCUGAGGAUUGCAGAGGGCGGUGGGAGAGCUUUGUGGAGGAGACGUUGAUGGAGGCAAACCGGAGGAAUACAGUAGACUUGGUGAGUACCCACCACCUGCACUCCUCCAGUGAGGACGAGGACGCAGAGAUGGCCUUCCCCAACGAGCUCUCUCUCCAGCAGGCGUUCUCGGAGUACCAGAUUCAGCAGAUGACGGCCAACUUUGUGGAUCAGUUUGGCUUCAACGAUGAAGAGUUCGCUGACCAGGAUGACAAUAUCAAUGCACCUUUUGACAGGAUUGCAGAGAUCAACUUCAACAUUGAUGCUGAUGAUGACAGUCCCAAUGCAUCCCUGUUUGAAGCCUGCUGCAGUGAAAGGAUCCAGCAGUUUGAUGAUAAUGAGGAAGAGGAAGACAUUUGGGAGGAGAAAGAAAUAAGCUACACAACCCAAGUCAAAUCCAGGACACGGUUUGGAGUGUCUCAUACCCCAGAGGGUCCAUCCGAAAGCGACCUAGAGAACGGGGGCCAGGAUGGCAGCACAGGCGCCGGGGAGGAAGAGGCCAAGGAGACAGCAGCAGCCCUGCCUUCUCCUCCUGCCCUGCACACAGAUGACGGAGGCAGCCUUCCAGAGGACAAAGGGACGGGCCCCUCUCCUGAAGGGCCUGAAUGGAUGGCUGCAUUUGAGCCAGCAAGCAUCAAGCCUCCAGCGUCAUGCGUGGCAGUGGAUGUCGGAUCCAGUGUGUGGGAUUCAGCUACCCCAGAUGCAAGGACUUCUGAAGAGAGAGGCUGGGCUAAGUUCACAGACUUCCAGCCUUUUUGCUGCUCUGAAGCAGGCCCCAGCUGCAGUUCUCCCAUGGACACAGAGAGCAGCAACUCAGAAGGAAACGCCAAGCACAGCCAAGACAAGAACGUUAGUACUGCCUCUCCUUGUGUGUGGAACGUCUGCGUGGCACGGAAAGCGCCUCUGGUGGCCUCAGACAGCAGCUCAUCUGGUGGCUCAGACAGUGAGGAAGAGGAGGAGAAAGUGGAUGUUGUCACGGAAACCAUCAGCACAGGUUCAGGCCAGGAAACAAUCAAGCUGACCAUGGAUGCGAAGAAUGAGAAGGCUCUGUUUACCAGAAUAAUAAGACCUGCCGCUGGAGGCAGCAGUGACUCUGUGGCUGUUGAUAAGUUGGCCAGCACCAUGGAGAGCGGCCCUGCCCAGCCCUUGAACAGCAGCCCUGCCCAGCCACACGACAGCCUUCCCCCGGGUACUUCUGUCACCGCCACCACUGUUGUCGCCCCAGAGGCCAAGAGAGACAGGAAAGAGGAUCCCCUGCCCGGAGCAGAGGCCACGUUGAACGGUCCAGCUUGACACACUGCGUGGCGCUGGAUGUGCCAGACCCAGGCUGGGCUGCCACUGUGGGGAUGCAGCUUGCCCUCCUCCAGACAACUUCAUUUAAUUUUGAGUAAUACACGCUGUGUUGCCAAGAGUACUGGCACUCAAGAAUAGAGGUGCCAUUUCAGGUUUGCCGCUCUGUUCUGGAAGGAGGCCCCUCCCUGCCUUGUUGAAAUGUAGCCCGGAUGAGAUGUCGCCUGACAGAAGCCUCCAGCCAGCCUUGAAUCUCUGUGAUCUCUGCCACCGCCGCCGCCGCCUUGGUCCUUUGGGGAGGGAGUCCUGUGCCCCCUCCUGUUCUGGCUUCCAGGAUUCAGCUUCUCUUCCAGGAGGCAGAAGACUGCCGCAUGGACAGUGCCCCAGGCGGCCUCGUGGGACUCAGGGUCUAGGUGGAACUGGGCCUGGACAUCCUUCUGUAUAGCAAUAAUGCCUUACUGGAAAUGUGUGCUGGUGAGAGGAGGCAGGCAGGAUGGGGCAGGAAGGCCCCUGGAAUCAGUGGCCUGAAGGCAGGAUCUUUUUGCCACAUUUUUCUUACUGUUUCAGGGAAGGAGGCCCCUUUGGGAGUCUCUGUUUAGUUUUGCCCUCUUUCCUCCCAACGCCAGCUACUGCCAGCCCUGUGGUUGGUGCUGCUGGUGCUUGGCUUUGGAGAAGAGUAGCCACCCCAAAGAAACAGCGGGCGCAGUGGCCAGGCAUCUCCAUAGGAUCAGACAGGCUCCUGGAGGGUUGUCUAUUUUUCCAGCCGCAAUGGGCUCUUCUUUUAGUUUAUUUUCUUUUGUAAUGUUCUUAAUGGAUGCAGGAACUGCAACACUUUGCACUUUGAAUCUAAUGCCAGCCUUGGAGGUUGGAAGAGGCGGCGGAUCCCAUCAGACUUGACUCUUGCUCGCAAUGCCCCAGAAAUCUCUGCAGGAGGGGAGGGCUUGGCCCAAGCUCAGCUGCAGAUGGCUGCUCUUGCCUGGGGGGCCUGUGUGUAUCCUUCCUUUCUCCUCCCCCUACCUUGGAGGAACCUGCCCCCCUCACUGUACCCUGGCUGUGCUGUGCAGGGGCCGGGGCGUAGGAGCUGCUUUUACCCCGGGGGCAGCAGAAGCCAGGAUCAGCUGCUAUCUGUAAAUCCUCAGUUGAUGCUUGCUGGUUGGAACAACAGCCGAGCUGGAAAAUCAGACACUUAGGAGUACCUGGGAUUGAAGCUUCUGCAGCUUCUCAGUUGGUUUGCGGGGGGGGGGGUGUCACUUAAAAGUCUAGCACAGCUGUUGCCUGAGUCUACCCCUGCCCCUGUUCUUGUUUGCUUUCCGAAGUACUUCCCUUAAAAUGUCAGACUGUGAUGCUCACUUAUUCCAGACAUUAAAUGUUUCCACUUACGCCUGAAUGUGGGGGAAGCAGUGGCCAAGGGCUCUAUCCUGCUGCUUGGGCCUCUAGUUUGGGGGCUGUGUAACUUCAGGGGAGCUGUGGCAUUUCUAAGCGGAAGGCUACACUCAUUGUUCUCUCUUUUGCUAGUUGUGAGGGCUUGAGCUUCAUGCUGCUGCUGCAUCAGGCCAGUAGCCUCUCUAGCUCAGCAGUCUGCUGCCUUGAGCGGUGGCCUUGCACUGGCAGCAACCGUCCAGCAAGCCUUGUACAAAAACACCCAGACUGAGGCUCCAUUGGCACACUUGUGCUCUUCUGGCCUGUCCCCUCUCAGAAGAGGCAUUGCGUCAUUGAAGAAGAGGGUGAAAAGGACAGCCCCACUGAUCAGGCUGUUGAAGCACCUUCCCUCUGAGGAAAGGCAACACCUUCUGGGGCUUCUUCGGGACUAAGGCUGGAUAGCAAAGAGAUUCUACAAGUGGGCAUGAUGUAGGGAAAGGAGGGAGAAGUUCUCUCUUUCUCCAUACCAAAAUUUGGGGUUAUGAGAUGAAAUUAUGAUUGGUUCAGAUUCAGGAUGGGCUAAAGGAAGCCCUCUGUCACACCAUCAAAGAAGAAUUUUGGGAUUCCCAGUCCCAAGAUUUGCUCAUUGUUAUUAGCAACUUUUAAAAGGAUUAGAUAAAUUCUUGGUGGCCACAGACAGCUCUGUCAGCUGUGCUAACUCAUUGGGACCUCCAGGCUCAGAGGUGCUUCUGGAAACCAUUUGCUGGGGGCAAGAAGGGGGAGGGCUGCUGGUGCAUUGCCACCACCUUCAUAUCCCAGCGUGUGAGCUUUGCAGAAGCAUCUGCCUGGCUGCUCUCCAGAUGCUGAUGCAAGGUGAGCCAGAUGUUCUUGGGGGCUGUGGCCUUCAGGUGACCUUAAGACUGCCAAGGUUGCAAUCCUACAUACACCAGGCACAGCCUCCAGGUGACGCUGGACUGUCAGCCCUAGCCAACAUGGCCAACAGUCAGGGAGGAUGGGAAUUGUAGUCCCUCAUCAUCUGGAAGGUGCCAAGUUGGCUAUCCAUGCUAUACAACCUUACUACCUGGGAGUAAGUCACAGACUUACUUCUGAGUAGGCAUGCAUAUGAUGGUGCUGUAAGUCCAGCAUAAGCCAAGGCCUGUCAGUGGAGCUCUACUCUAUCUCCUGUUCUAGAAUCGGAGAGGUAGAGAAAUACAAUACUGAUAAUUGCACAGCACAAAGGCUCACGAUAAACUCUUUGGGAAAGAGUGACAGCUCAGUGGUAGAGGAACCACUUUGCAGGCAGAAGGUCCCAGGUUCAAAUCACGCUGGCAUCUCCAGGUUGAGCUGGAAAUGUGCCAUGUUGGAAGCCCUGGAGUUGCACUGCAGGUUAGUGGGGAGAGUACUGAGCUAGGGAGACCCCAAGCCUGACCCAGGAUAUGGGCACCUUAUACCAAGUCCCAGAAGAAACUGCUUCAGCAGACAGACAGACGCCGUGGGACUGCAGCAAAUGGCAAGUGCUCUUUUCCCUUCUCUUGGGCGGAAGGAAGAGUCCUGCCUGGGGCACCCUAGAGGCUCAUCUUGCGCUGCCUUAGCCAGCCUUGGUUUCCCAUUAAAACCUUCAGGUGGUGUGAAAAGCCGCUGCCUGACUCAUUGAUUUACUGGAAUGCAAGUUAGCAGUGCAGGGUAAACUAUGUUCCCGCAGCUGUCUCUUUGGUGUGUCUAGGCGGUGGCAGGUGGUGAAGGCUUUCCCCUCCUCUCAGGAAAUGGGGGGCUGAGUCCGCUUGGAGGGCUGGGGCUCCUCAGCUGGCUAGCAGGCAGAGUUGUUUCAGCUCCCUGUGGGGGAGGUGCCAUCUCCUGCUUUGGAUGAGCUGGAAGGAAAAAGGCCCAGCCAACGACUGCCUCUAGAAAGACCCUCCCUUCUCCCUCUUGGCAGUAGAGGGUGUUUCCCCUCCCAUGGGGCAAGGAGGACAAUCUGGGUUUCAGAGAGAAGGGUCAAGGCCAUAGCGCUGCCAUCUGCGUUGGCCUUUGCCCCCCAAGGAGGUUCAGUGUACUUUGGCUAGGCAAUGCCACCCCAGCAGCGGCAGAGGCAGCAUAGACUUAGCCAUGGACCGACGGAGGCCAGUUUUCUGGGCUACUCGGGUAAGGAGGUAGCCCAAAGGGUGAAUCAGUCAAGCCCCAGCCUACCUGCUGCCAAAGUAGCUGAUCUUUCUCUGACUGCUCCUGCCUCUUCCCAUCCAGCCAGUGUAGCUCCCUUUCUUUGGGACAGUCCACAACGUAGGGACCUUCCUUUCUUAAAAGUACAUCUUGCCUUCUGCAUUCAGCACCCAAGGGAGUAGCAAAGGCCUUGCUCUUCUGCAGACUUCAUCCAAAAGUGCCCCUGGUGUACAGGCUCUGAAAAGAGCGACCUUUCUUGAGCUGGUGACCAGAUCCAAAGGGUCCCAGGCGUUGCAGUGCUCCUGUGCCCAUCCCUCUUCUUCAGUCCAGAACACCCCACCUUGCCUGAUCCCACCACUCCCACAGCUAGUGCUGGGCUUCAGAGCUUCUGCAGCAGCAGGACCCACAGCUACCAGUAUAAUGUGCUGUUCCCAGCUGUGUAUUGGGGGGGGGGUCUCCUGAGAGGGCUUGUACCCUAGGGCAAGAUGUUCUGUGGGAGAAAGUUCUGCUCAAAAGCGUAGGGGUGUACGUGUGUGUGGACUUCUCCCUGUGCUAGGAAUACCAUAGCAAAAGCUGGUGCAGGAUGGCUCUAGGGGGAGCCCUGGCCAAAUCCCGCUUCCUGUUGUUUGCAGCGGAUGAAAUGGUGGCCAAAGAAAGGCUUAACAGAGGUGAAGGUGUUUCCCUGGGGGGGGGGGGGGUUCUCCCAACUUCCUUAUGUAAGGGAGGCUUUAACACUUCUAGGUCUGACGACUGCAGCAAAACUUAUCCUUAGGAUGAUGCUCUGUCAUCUUAGUGCCCUUUCUGAAAUUCUUCAGCAGGCUCUCUCAGGCCAGAAGUUGGGUUCCAGGCAGUCCUCUUAGGAAGCUCUACUCCAUAUGGAGGCCCUGAAAGCCCUGGUAGUUGGCAGAGUGGUGGUCUCUGGAUAGCAAAGAGGCCUUGAGUGACAGUGGGCAGGAAAUUGUUCUCGGGAGGGUCAGAGCACCCCACUUGCUUAGCUGUGGCAUCAACUCUAUAUUAUCUUAGGCUAAGGGUUUGCUUCUAACCUCAGCAAAAGACAAAUAGCAAAAACUUGCUCAUUGGAGACACCUCAGUUUAGAGCCGCAUACCUUGCAGCUGCUGGGCAGAACAAAUGGGUGUGGCUUUAGGAUAUAGAGCCUAGCUACAUACGAAGAUCACUGCUGAUCCAACUAAUGGUCCAUCUAGUGCAGCAUUGUCGCUUCCCCUGAAGGGCAUUUGUUUUCCCUGGAACGGGCUCUGCUUCAUAUAACGUUUCUAUGGAUAUCUACGAGGCAAAACUUGCCUAAGGCUCCAUAGUGUGGUUAGGACAGAGGCCACCAAGCAUAGUCUCUGCCCGAGCUUCUCCUGUUGUGGCUCAAAUUCUGCAGUGUGCUUGUACACCAGUGGCCUUUGUGCAAGCCUUUGUCUCCAAAGAAGAGCCCUGCUGCAUUGGACCAGCAUGGUUUUAUCUAGUCCAGACUUCUCUUCCCCGGGGAGGGGGGGCAGGCAGCUGGUUCUAGGAAGACCACAGGUAAGGAAUGAAGUCAGUAGCAACUCUCCCAGCAAUUGCAAACCAGAGGCAUAAAGACCCUCUGCAAGGAGGUUUGAUCUAUGUACUGCAGCUCAUCAUAAUGGAGAGACAGGGUAGCCUCUGGAUUUGCUCCUUCAGCUGCUGCCUUUAGAGCAAUGGAUGGAGCAGGGAGUGGAGAAGAGAGGCCUCUCCAUUGGCCAGUGGUCAGGCACGGUGAUUUUUAGUCCAACACCAUCUAGUGGGCCAUUGCAGCUCCCCGCCCUCGACUUCCAGGGUAAGAGGAAUGGGAACUAGGGGUUUAUACUUGGGAAUGUUCAUCCUAGGGCAGGGUGUGAGCGCAUUGGCCUUGCCCUCAGUCCUGCACUUUCAUGGGUGGAGCUAGGCUUAAGUCUUGGGGAUGAUCCACCCCACUCAUCUGUUGUGUUAAGGAUAGCAAACAUUUUGUUGCUGCUGCGGUAGCAGCAUUGUUAAUUUAGGGGUGGCAAUUCCACCUCAGUCAGGGAGUGGGAAGGGAUUUUUGGUGUUUCUGCCACCUUUUCCCCCUAGAGGAGGGACAUCGCAGUGAUGAUGAAUGCUCUCGUGCCACAUUUGAGGCCAAAAAGUCAUGAUGCAUCGAUUAACCUUCAAUUUGAUUGGGCCCAACCUUUCUCUUUGAUGGAUACUUUUGGAAACAAAGAGGCACCUUCCCCCAGCUGGGUCCCCUCCCCCAAUCAGGGGUAGCUAAUAUGGCUCCUGAGCCAAGCCAGAUCAUCUGUGGUGCCUCAGAGGAGGGAUUCUCUUGCUACUAACAGGAAGGACCCUUGGGGGAAGGCCUAGCCUUUGGGGCUUGAACGGCUGCAGCAGUAACCAGUGGAGUGCUGGUAGCUUUGUCUGGUCAUUGAGCCAAGAACAAAACGAGGCCAGAAGCCUAAGCAUGGGCCCUAGGCCCUCCUGUCUCCUUUGUGAUGCAGCAUGCUUGCCUGGCUAUGGCACAGAAUAAUGUGAGCAUCUGUGUAUUUGGCAUAUAUGUGGGUGUAGACAGAGAGCAACUUGCAUUCUCCAUGAGGUGCAUGGCUGGUUUCCUGGAUGCCUCACAGGCCUAGCAUGGCACAGCUUGAAGACGAACAGCAACCACCAGAGGUGGCCACAGUCAUCUGAACAGACUUUGCUCUUUGCCUGCAGGCGGCUAGUUUACCAUUGAACUAACCCCCCUUUGUGAUCAUCUUCAAGCUCUCGUAUGUAUUAUAUCUGUAAAAAAGGAUGCCUCUUAGAAACAGUGUUGGCUCACAUGGCACGGUUGUGCAACAGGGCUGACCUUUCAGCUUUGGCUUCUACACUACCUGAUCCUUGCAGCAUUUCUUCUGCCAAAAAGACAUUUAAGUAGCUGAUGGAGUUGUAGUGUGUGGGUGCCAAUUGCUUUCGGUAACUUGGUUGCUAACUUGGACAUGCUGAGUUUAUGAGGUGCUUGAGGAUCCAGCCUUAUGUUAGAUGAUGGCCAGCAAAACCUUUGUCUGUGUUAAAUAUGACCAUUAUUGCACAGGCUGUUGGGGGCAAGUGCCCAUUUUUUCUUCUUCAGUGACAGCACACCUCCACUCCUAAGGCCAAGGAUGAAAAGCAAUUACUAGCCUUCCCCCAGCUGAGCGUAAAACUGUCUUCCAGUUGAAUAGUGGAGUAUCCAGCACAUUCCAGAUGUCCUUUCAGCAGACAUUCACACAUAGCGGAUUGAAGCCUGAAAAGAAGGUCAAAGGCUCUGAGCCAAGAGGCAGGCCAGUAGGAGGGCAACUCGUGGUGCAGGAGUAGAGGGCCACACAAAGGCAAACACUGUAGGAUUGGAUGGCCUUUAUAUGCUUGCCUUUAAAUAUGUGUAUCGCCUUGUAGUAAACCCCCCCCUCAAGUGCCAAGGCAACUUCUCAUCACAGGUCAGGAGGCAGAAGUCUCUUGCUUAGAGCCCAAUGGCACGUUUGCCUCAGUAUGGACUUGCUCCGAGGCAGUCUUUCCUGAGCAGAAAAGCCUUCGUGUUCCUUAUGGCCUAGCAAACUCCCUGUGGUUUCCUAUGAGAACUGUGUUUGCUUCUGUCACUUGUUUCUACUGUAUGACCCGCCUUUCUCAAGAGCGCUGCUCAGAUGGGUUGGCUCCUAAUUUCAGCUUCAAGUACAUGUGAGUUUGGGAGGUGGCUAACCAAUGGCAACAAGCACAGAUCCCACAAGGUGACUCAAAGGCUGUCCAGCCACCAACUGCGUAGCAUCCUCCCAACAGCGCAGCACAACUCUGUUGAGAAAGGAAAGCAGCUGGGCUGUUGGAGGUUGCAGAACUGUGGUUAUGUUACAGACAGCAGCUGGCACACCAUGCUUUAGCUAGAGGGGAAAGAACUUGCAUUUUCAGUGCUGCUCUGUGUGCCUGGACGUUCCUUCAGUCUGUUCCUGUAGCAAUGAUCUCCCCCUCAACUGCCAGAUCUAAACCCACAAUUUUUAAGGUCCUAAUCCACUUAUUUGCAGCUGGAGCUAUUAUGGCAGGUUCUGUUGCAACUUUUUACAAAAACAGUCUAUAAAACGAAAUGGCAUA